UUCCUCUUGAGCCUUUUGUGCUUGAAAGUCUCAUAUGUGACGUAUCAAUAAUUGAGAGGGGCGAGAAGCAGCGCAGACGGAACCCCCUCCCGCCCCCCAUUCUGCGCGCUAUGAGUACACAACAGAGCCCGCCAGCACCGACCCACACUCUCGUUUACUGUGCUAACAAGUCACCGAAAAGCUGCUAAAAAGCGUGAAUUGGAACAAGACUGGACUGUUAAACUUGCUUGGGAAGGAGAAGACAAGGCGGGCUGGGACGCAAAGAGGCUAAUAUCAUAGCAGGAGUGUGAGUUAAAAGAGCCGGGAAACUCUCCUCACUUACUUUUUCAAAGUGGAGCACAACCACCGCUGAAGGCGUCAAGACGAGUCCAAGACCUCGGUUCUGGUCCGGUAUGUUGGCGUUUUGCCUGCUGAGUGCCGUGUGGCUGGCGGCGAGCCCCAGCCGCGCUCAGAACGAGACGGAACCCAUCGUCCUGGAGGGGAAGUGCCUGGUGGUGUGCGACUCCAAUCCGACCUCGGACCCGACCGGCACGGCUCUGGGCAUCUCGGUGCGUUCGGGAAGCGCCAAAGUGGCUUUCUCGGCCGUCCGGAACACCAACCACGAACCGUCCGAAAUGAGCAACCGGACCAUGGUGAUCUACUUUGAUCGGGUUCUUGUAAAUGUUGGGAGGAAUUUUGAUGAGGAAAGAAGUAAUUUCAUCGCGCCACGAAAAGGAAUUUACAGUUUUAACUUCCACGUAGUUAAAGUCUACAACCGCCAAACAAUACAGGUGAGCCUGAUGCACAACGGCUGGCCGGUGAUUUCGGCCUUCGCUGGUGACCAGGAUGUGACCCGCGAGGCGGCCAGCAAUGGGGUUCUGAUCCAAAUGGAGAAGGGAGACCGGGCUUACCUCAAACUGGAGAGAGGAAAUUUGAUGGGAGGAUGGAAAUACUCCACCUUCUCUGGCUUCCUGGUGUUCCCCAUGUAGAGGAAGAGGAGCAGGGGAUGGAAAUGGAGGAGGAGCUGGUUGUCAGUGGGAAGUACAAUGAAGACAGGAAAAGACGGAGGAAAAGGUGGCGUGAUGGAAAACGAGAAUAAUGGAGAGGAGACGUGUGACGACAGACUUCGGUUUAGGAUGCUUCUGGAGGUGGAGACGAGAAGGUGGGAGAUGUUACAUUCAAAGUGUGGCCGUCUUCUUCACUUCCCUUCAUUCUUCCAUCCAUCCAUCCAUUCCUCCCAUUGUGGCUCAAUGCAGCUGUGGACAGGCAAAUCCUUUUUUAUUCUCUGCUACUUCAUUUACAUGGAACAUGUCAGUGUUUUGAAGCCAGAGCGUAACCCCUUCCGUCUCCCACCUUCAUUUCAUUCACAGCUUUGAGGAAUGUUUCACUUCUUAACAAGUCAUUUUUUGUCAUUUUGUUGGAAAAGUUGUCCAGAUUUUGGAUCAGCCAAAGCCAAACAUGGAUAACUCUGCACGGAAGAUAUCGCCCCCCCGUUUCUUUUGUUCCUCAUUGCAUUUUUGUUCCUCUACUCGACAAGGUUUAGAUGACAUGAUUUCCUACAGUUGCAAACUUAACCUAUACCACAUGCUCUCCAAAAGGCUCCAGAACCAGCACAGUGGCAUUUGACUGCAACAGUAAUACACUUAUAAAUGCAAAGCUUACUGGGAGAUGUUCAUCAACCCAAAUGGCGGGUGCAAAUAACAACAACUGCGCUACAAAAAGCUUCAAAAUUGCAAAGAGCACGGAAAAAAGUGCCAUUUUUCUUUUCCGCCAAGGUGUUUUUAGGGCAGCUUUACCUUCACCUGACCUGUUCCUGUCCUCCUCCUCCAUCUUUCCUCCAUGAGUGGUCCAUCUCAUCUCACCCUUCCACCCGUACCUGCUGCUGUGCUCGUUGGCCUCCUGGCACGGACUAGUCCUUGCUUUACGUCAGUGUUGGACUUUGGACUUUUGAACACUCAAAAAACAACAACUAUACAUAAAUGAUAUUAUAUAGAACAUCCAAGCCACUGUUUUUACUCUAUAUGAUGACGAUGAUGCUAAAUAUUAUACCAAUACUUUAAACUGAAUCUGGCUGAUGACUAUAAUGUCUGUAUAUUCUGUAUUUCAGUGUUAUAUGAAAGAAAAAAUAUUCUAAGGGAAUCUUAUAGUGACUUUGUGUGGAAAAUUAGGCUGCUGUUCUGCUCUGAUUAAAAAAAAUAAAUAAAUAAAAAGAUGCUCAGUGUUUUUGUUUUAGUUUGAACCAAGCUGUUGCUUGGUGGUCCUCGGUUUACGACGUUCCGUGGUUACGAACACGCUGCCAUAAAUUAAUUAAAAACGUUGCUUUGGUCCGUGAACACGAGACUCACCCGGAUAACUUUGCUUAUUAGUUAACUUUUGCACUUCGUUACAUCUUCCAAGCACCGGUGCGCCAAAGAAAAGGAAAGCCGCCAUCAUUGAAGUGACGAUGAGGAGAAAUGCCCACCGAUAUCGGCCAGCCCCGUUGCUUGACUGUCGCGACCAUCAUUCAGAAUAAAGAUUAUUGAAAGCUACAGGGGUCAUGGGUUCUGUGCGCUGUUACAAGGAGAUCUUUCCAGGCUAGCCUGUAUGUUUUAAGAAGGUAGGAAGGCCUGCAAGACAACCGCAGGGGUAAAAGGAGUUGUUGCCUUUUUUUUAUUACAGUUUCAUUUCAUUCUUGUAUUUUUUUCUUUUUAUGACUGUAUUUUACAGUAUAUGUCCUUCAUGUGUUCUGUGUACAGUGUGAAUGAUUUAGGAGUUCAUGUCGGUAUAAUUUAAUAUAAUACGACUUACAGUCUCGGAACAGAGCUCCUUUGUAACCCGAGGACCACCUGUAGAUAAUAUAGUAUAUUACCAGAGCAAUUAUUAUUAGUUUUAAUUUGUUUAUUAUCUUUCCUGUAAAUGACAUGUGAAUAUUUAGACUAUUAAAAAUGUAUCUGAUUUCUUAAUGAAAUUGAUUUAUCACUGUUUUUAUUUGCUCCGAUGAAAUCAAUAAAAUUUAAAUGUACUUUUAUUUUUCUUGAACCCACUUGAAGUCUGGUGUGGUCGUUUAUUUAAUGAAGUGUUUCCUGGUACCAUCUUUUUGCUCCAUUCAUGCACACUUGUUGCCUGGUGCUUCAUGUUUUUUUGUCUCUUGACAUGUACAGUCGCUGUUUUGUCUGCGCCUGUUUUCUCAAUCACUUUUCUUUUAUCAUCUUUUUUUCCAUCAGGCUGAGCCCCCACAUGUUCCCCUCUACGUUGUCUCUCUCCACUCUGUUGGUUUUUUAAGGUUUUGUGGUUUGUUUCUCUCCAGACUAAUGAGCUCCGGGGGGAAAAUUUGUGCUGGAAUAAAAAAGCAAACAUAAACAUGGUUUCCUUCCUCCAUUCUCUCACCCUUCUUCCUCUCAUUUCAUCUCCGCCUCUUUAUGUCUUGCUUUCCCGCCACUUGUCCCUCCCGAAGACCCUUUUUUUUUUUAAACUUCUUGUCCCCAAUUUUUCUCUGUAAACAAAAAUUUCUUCAUUGCGUUGAAGUUGCUUUUCAGUUUCACCUGUCCAGCUUUUUUUUUCUUAGAGGCUACCCGAAACAGACUCCUUGCACAUGCAUGGAGUUGGGAACCUUGUGUAGUGUUCCCUCGCUCUAUCGCUUCACAUUUUGCAGUUUCGUGCGUCUCCUUCAUGCCUCCUGUAUCAUCGCUAGCUUGCUAGCGAGCUUGUAAAUUAAUCUUUAGUUGGUCUGCAGCAAUAUGUUUUAACAAGGAUACAAAAACACAACUGGACAGCAGGACGGCGGAAUGGCGACAAGACAAAAAGGCACGGUCACAGGAGUGAAAUAUGUGUCAGUGACUUAAUCAUUUCAUGUGUUGAUCAUUAAGGGUGAUCACUAAAAUGCAAACGAAGAGUGUUUAGACAAGAGCGAAAUGUGAGAAAAUGUUAUUGCCUGUCUUAGAAAAGUGCAUAAAGUGUAGCGGGUUUUACAGCCUUAAGACAUACUAUAUAAUAAUGAAGUUGGCUACUUCGCCAAUUUCACUUAUUGCGGGCUAUUUCGGGAAGCUGUAAACGAGGGAACACUAUAUGAAGUUUCAUUUCUUUAUUACCA
Dunckerocampus dactyliophorus (ringed pipefish) is the source of this 4048-nucleotide messenger RNA. Its product is annotated as cerebellin-1. Lineage: Eukaryota; Metazoa; Chordata; Actinopteri; Syngnathiformes; Syngnathidae. The transcript has 3 exons. The record is from RefSeq and is a predicted model, not a curated record. Bases 393 to 968 code for a protein of 191 amino acids. Gene Ontology annotation, cellular component: synaptic cleft; glutamatergic synapse. Gene Ontology annotation, molecular function: protein binding.